AUGGAGGACGGAGGUGAUACUCCCAUGUUGGAUGGUCACAUAGAAUCGUCUCAUUUGCCUCUCUCAGAAGAUGAAGAGAAGAUUCUCGCACUCUACGAUCGAAUACAAGAACUCCGACUGGAAAUUGCUAUCAUAAAUGCCCAACAAUCGCACCAGUCAGAUGAUACUGCAACAUUCACCGACGAAGAAACACAAAAAGCACAAUCAGAACUUCUAGAGACCAGGGCACAAUAUGUUCUCAGAAACGAUGUGACGGAAGCCGUUAUGACAGCCAAUCCUAUACUCAAAGCCGUUCACAGCAAUACAGAAACAGCACCCAUCGAGCGUGAACUUCUGCCAUACAUUGAGCGCAGAGAUGAAGUAUCAGUCUUAGUCGCAACGCAGGCCUCUCAGACGAACGAGGUAUGGAAGGCGUUGACAAAGGUGCAAGGCGAUACACUGCAGAAAUCUCGACAAAAUGUCACACUGGCAGCUGAGCUAUUUGAGUUGGCGGAUCAAGCAAAACUCAAGAAGAGAGUCUCACCCAAUAAUUCGAAGAUGAUGAAAGAACAAGAGAGGCUCGAAGCCGAGGUCAAGGCCAGCAAGCAGAAAUGGCGGGUCAUGAAAGGUGUGGCCGGAGGUAUAAUAGUCGGCAGCGGCGUUGACUGGGUCCAAGACGAUGAACUGCGAGAUGUUGUACUCGAUCCUGAGACUGAUGAAUGA
Messenger RNA from Fusarium poae, 702 nucleotides. RefSeq lists its product as uncharacterized. Bases 1 to 702 code for a protein of 233 amino acids. NCBI's taxonomy places the organism in Eukaryota, Fungi, Ascomycota, Sordariomycetes, Hypocreales, Nectriaceae. Gene Ontology annotation, cellular component: kinetochore. The transcript has 3 exons. The record is from RefSeq and is a predicted model, not a curated record. Gene Ontology annotation, biological process: kinetochore assembly.